Messenger RNA from Schistocerca cancellata (South American locust), 2966 nucleotides. Its product is annotated as arylsulfatase B-like. NCBI's taxonomy places the organism in Eukaryota, Metazoa, Arthropoda, Insecta, Orthoptera, Acrididae. Bases 61 to 1716 code for a protein of 551 amino acids. The record is from RefSeq and is a predicted model, not a curated record. The transcript is spliced from 9 exons.
ACAGAGCAACAUCCAGCCAGUUGCUGUGUCUUCCGGCAAGCAAACGACACUCGUCCCGCUAUGUGGGUGUCAGGAAGACUUCUAUGUUUUACUGUUCUUUGGAAUUUCAUAAGUGGAACCCCAGAACAACCAAACAUAGUUAUAAUUGUAGCAGAUGAUGUGGGCUGGAAUGAUGUUGGAUUUCAUGGGUCAGAUGAAAUACAGACACCAAAUAUUGAUGCUUUGGCAUAUCAAGGAGUUGUUUUGACUCGCCAUUAUACUUUGCCAUCUUGCACUCCAUCACGAUCUGCACUACUCACUGGGCGUUACCCCAUCACUACUGGAAUGCAAGGUUAUCCGCUACGAGCAGGUGAACCACGUGGUUUACCACUAUCCGUACAACUUCUUCCUGAGCAUUUCAAAAGAAUUGGUUAUGCAACACAUGCCAUUGGGAAGUGGCAUAUUGGCAGCCAUAAAUCAAAUUUCACUCCCACAUACCGAGGAUUUGACUCACAUUUUGGUUACUGGUAUGGAUACAUUGGGUAUCAUAACCAUUCCAUAGAACAAGAGGUACCAAACCAUCAACCAAUACAUGGACUAGAUAUGCAUCGUGGCCUUUCAGCAGCAUGGGAUACAAAAGGAACAUAUGCCACAGAAUUGUUUACCAGAGAAGCAGUGUCCAUUAUUCAGCGUCACAAUGUCUCAAGUCCAUUACUUCUCUAUAUUGGCCACUUAGCUCCACACAGUCCACUAGAAGUUCCUGAUCAAGCAGCUGCUGAUGAAAGGUUCUCUCAUAUUACUGACCGAGAAAGGAGAAUAUAUGCAGAAAUGCUUUGGCACCUUGAUGUGUCUGUUGGUGAAGUAAUAAAAGCUCUGCAACAAUGCAAUAUGCUCAAUAAUACAGUGAUUGUGUUCAUAUCUGAUAAUGGUGGACAACCUCAUGGUAUGCACUAUAAUAAAGCAUCGAACUGGCCACUAAGAGGGGCAAAAUUCACUCUGUUUGAGGGUGGUGUAAGAACUGUUGCAGCUCUGUGGACUUCUAAACUAAGACAAGCGGGCAGAGUUAGUGACAUCUUUGUUCACAUUACAGACUGGUUGCCAACACUUUACAGUGCUGCAGGAGGCAAUUUGUCAGAUUUGGGGCCAGUGGAUGGGGUGAAUCUUUGGCCAUGGCUAGGAGCUAGCAAUAGUACACACAUUCCCAAAGGGCCCCCACCACGUGUUGGGAUGCUGCUCAACAUAGAUGAAAUUUUAGGACUUGAAGCAAUUAUUCAUGGCCGCUGGAAGCUUACACGUGGAUCAUUUCAUAAUGGUCAAUAUGACAGUCACUCGGAACAAACAAGUCAACAGCCCAAUGGAGCGGACUCUAUUGCAAAUGCCUUAUCAGGAUCUGCUGCACAUGCUUUAGCAUCAGCUGGAAUAUCUGGACCGACAACGAAGGCCCAAGCAUUAACAGUACGCUCCCAGGCAACUAUUAAUUGCCUAAAAGAAAUGUCUUUUUUGCCUACAAAUCUUACAGGAACACCAUUAUGUUCUAGUAACUACUGUCUCUUCAAUAUUUUUGAAGACCCAUGUGAAGUGGAGGACAUUGCUAGCAGCAACCCAACAAUAGUUUCAUCACUCAUUCUGGAGCUCAAUAAAUUUAGGUCAAGACUAGUCCCACAAACAAACUGUCCUGUUGAUAUAUCAUCUGAUCCUGCUCAAUUCAACAACACCUGGCACCCUUGGCUUGAUUAGGCUACUAAGAAGAUUGGUUUUGGUUGAAAGACAAUAGAAAAGCCACAACCAAGUGAGAUAAACGUGUGUCAGAGUUACAUUGUUUUGUACAGUAGAUCUAUGAAGAUCAUUUGGUACAGCAUCUUCUGCCAGAAAAUUUAAUAUCUGACAGUUUUUUGUGAGAUUAUCAGUGACAUUAACUCAUCAGUCACAUUUGAUAAAUCAUAGAGGAGAACCUUUAGGGAUGUGGAAAUAUGCAUUAUUAAUUCAUAGACACAGUCACUGCAGGCUACUUAUGGAAAUUAUACUAAUAACCAAUUGCAACUAAUGCUAAUCUGCUCCUGUUUAUAAUGAUGGGAAUUAUGUCCAGAUUACUAUUAGUAAAAAAAAAAUAGCUACUUUAUAAAGAGCCAGUGCUUUCCCUCUUACACUGCUCAUUUCUGUUCUUAUCUAAUACUUCCAACUAAGCACUUGGGUAACUUUACACAGAACACUAUCAGCUGUCUAUACAUUAGUAAAACUCUGUAUAAUGUGAACAUUAAUGUUAACAGUAAUUUACUUCCCAAAUCCAAAUAUUUUGAUAAAUUGUCAGAGUUGUUAAAAUGUAUUUUUAAUUUAGUUUUAAAGAUUUGGGAAUGUGUAAUCUCCUGAUGUCUGCCAGCAAACUGUUAAAAGACUUUAGCACUAAAAUAUUAAAUUACAUUCUUAACUCUAGCCAAUUGGAAAGUAUCUUUACUUCUAGUAUUGUGUUUAUGAAUUACACAGUUCAUCCCAAAUUCACUCAUAACUUUAACUACAAAUAUAAUUAGGGAUUAAAUUUGUUAGUACAUAAAUGUGAGAAUUUUGAUGGUCCCAAUGAGGCUUCUGCAAGAUGUUUGCUUAUCAGCCUUACAUAACUAAGAAAACAAUAUGCAGUCCCUAGUAAUUUAAUGUAGGAAAAUACUGGAGUGAUAGUGAAUAUUGUGUGUCAUUAGUGUUCCACUUUGUAAGCAAUUAGAAAGAUAAAUAUGUUCUGCAUACAUAUGUCAGUAUCAAUUUUGUUAACAAAAGUAUGAUGAUUUUCUGUCACAUUUUAUCAUCUUCUUGCCACUGACAACACUGCCUGCAAAAGCUGAAUGCAAGUAAUGUUAUGGUGGCUUGAAUAUGAGGUCUCCAAAGUGCAAUGUAUGAAUAAUAAAUCUGGACCCUGCUGGUUACCUGUUAUAAAGGUAUAAUGUUAUAUCAGAAUGCUGUUUAGUAAACUGAAACUUGCUCAUUUUUUACAAAUUAAA